Molecule: messenger RNA, 717 nt
Organism: Phytomonas sp. Hart1
Lineage: Eukaryota; Euglenozoa; Kinetoplastea; Trypanosomatida; Trypanosomatidae
Source: the annotation of a GenBank genome assembly
GGUAAAUUCACCAACAUAAAAACAGACUAUGUGAAAGACGCAUUCACCUAACAUUCUUAUGAAGGAUACGACUAACUCGGGGCAUGUGCAGGGUGAAUGCGACGCUUCCGAAGGUUCCACCGAUGCCGAUGCCGAUCUCACCGCAUGCAAUGAGAUCCCAAACUCCACUAUGCUCGAUGAGAUUGCCGACCUACUACGCUUUGCUUUGGAAGAUGAGCAGGUACGCCGGGAGGAUAUUCAUAAGGUCCUCCAAAAAGAAGGCGGGGAAAUGGGUUGGCGCGAAACAUUAAAAUCGGUGCAAAGUGCUGCUACCCCAGCAUUUCAAAAUACAAGCGAAAAUGGCAGUUUAUUAAAGAGAACUUGGCACUGUCCAUUCUGCGGUGAAAUGCAGAAGACCGCCGAUAUCCAUAAAAGACUACGAACGAAGGCAUCUCUUACUCAGGAUGAUUUACCACUUUGUGAAGAUGCCACACUCAAGUGUUCUGUAUGCGGCUAUUAAAGUUUUUAGUUCUAAUAAACAGAAGGUUAUUUCAUUUUUAUUAUAUAUAUAUAUAUAUUUAUGCAUAUUUGUUUGAUUGCUCUUUAUUGUUCUUUUUAGCACUUUACUCUUCGCUUGUAUCAAUGCUUUUACUGCAUACCACGUAUAUAUAUAAAUAUAUAUAUACAUGCAUUAGCUUUUUUAUAUACAAAAUACUAUGAUAUAAAUUAAAAAUAAAA